AUGUGUCAGGAGAUUCCUGAGGACAUUACUUCAAUUUUGAAGAUAGUAACUAACUGCAACCUGAAAAGUGAAAUGGCCAAGUCAUUCCAAACCACCAAUCUCACUGAUGUGUGGCCAAGCCUUUUUACGCCUCCACCUUUUUGCCCAAUGUGCAAAGAUAGCACCUGUACCAACCCACAAAUGCCGAAUGGGACAAAUGGCGAAUACUUUUUAGUCACCACAUCACUUGUUCUUAAAGUGGCCAUUCAAGCGCGUGUAUGUCAUUCUUGCAGUGGAACUGUAGCAGUUGAUGCAAAUAAGAUAGGU
Messenger RNA from Owenia fusiformis, 306 nucleotides. The record is from the annotation of a GenBank genome assembly. NCBI's taxonomy places the organism in Eukaryota, Metazoa, Annelida, Polychaeta, Sabellida, Oweniidae.